UCAAGAUCAAAUCAGUCAGAUCGAAGGGUCUUGAAAAUAAGCUUACAGAAAGGGUGAGAGGGAGGGAAAGAAGAAACCAAUGUCAAUAGAAAGAACUACAAACAAACUGCGCAAGUUGCAGAAAUAAAAAAUUGAAGGCUCCACGACCAAAACCAGUCCCACUUGUUCCCCAGCUACUUCCACACUCUUCUUCUUCUUCUCUUCUUCUCCUCCUUCUGGUUAAUUGAGAUCAUCGGGGAGACGAGGAGGCUGAUCGUCCUGCGGAAGGUAGUGAUCGAUCGGUUAAUUUGCUUCGGAGAGAGAGAAUUGGAAGGUAAGGAAUAUCUAUAUAAUGGAGGAGGAGGAGGAGACGGCGUUGAAGUCGUUGUCGAUGGACUACCUCAACCUGCUCAUCAACGGCCAGGCGUUCAGCGACGUCAGCUUCGGGGUGGAGGGCCGCGUGGUGCACGCGCACCGCUGUAUCCUCGCCGCCCGCUCCCUCUUCUUCCGGAGGUUCUUCUGCGACGGCGCGGCCUCGAGGUCCGCCGCGGCGGCGACGGCGACGACGGCGACUGCGGCGGCGGGGGGGCUGAGCCCGAUGCUGGCUUCGAACUCGCCCGCGGCCCGCGGCGCCGGCAUCAUCCCGGUCACCUCCGUCAGCUACGAGGUGUUCCUGCUGGUGCUCCAGUUCCUCUACAGCGGCCAGGUUUCGCUGGUGCCGCAGAAGCACGAGGCCCGGCCUAAUUGCCCCGACCGCGCUUGCUGGCAUACCCAUUGCCCCGCCGCCGUCGACCUCGCCCUCGAUAUCCUCGCCGCCGCCCGCUCCUUCGGCGUCGAACCCCUCGCCCUUCUCACUCAGAAACAUUUGGCCGGAAUGGUGGAGAAGGCGUCGAUUGAGGACGUGAUGAAGGUGCUGGUGGCGUCGAGGAAGCAAAACAUAGGGCAGCUGUGGACGACGUGCUCGCAUCUCGCGGCCAAGUCCGGCCUCCCGGCGGAGGUGCUCGCCAAGCACCUCCCCCUCGACGUCGUCGCCAAGAUCGAGGAGAUCCGGCUCAAGAUCAGCUCCCUCGCACGAGGGGCCGGCGCCUUAUUCCCGGCGCACCUGCAGGCGCAUCAGCAGCAUCAGCAGCAGCACCACCUCCCCGGCCUCGAGCUCGCCGUCCCCUGCGGCGGCACCGACCAUCACCUCGUCGACGAGCAGCAGAAGAUCCGACGGAUGCGGCGGGCGCUGGACAGCUCGGACGUGGAGCUGGUGAAGCUGAUGGUGAUGGGGGAGGGGCUCAACCUCGACGACGCCCUCGCGCUGCACUACGCCGUCGAGAACUGCAGCCGCGAGGUGGUGAAGGCGCUCCUCGAGCUCGGCGCGGCCGACGUGAACCGCCGGGCGGGGCCGGCGGGGAAGACCCCUCUCCACGUGGCGGCCGAGAUGGUGUGCCCGGACAUGGUCGCCGUGCUGCUCGACCACCACGCCGACCCCACCGCCCGCACCCUCGACGGCGCCGGCGUCACCCCCCUCGACGUCCUCCGCGGCCUCACCUCCGACUUCCUCUUCAAGGGCGCCGGCGUCCCCGGCCUCGCCCACGUCGAGCCCAACAAGCUCCGCCUCUGCCUCGAGCUCGUCCAGUCUGCCGCCCUCGUCAUGUCGCGCGAAGAAGCUGCCGCCGCCGCCGCCGCAGCCGCCGCAGUCAACAUCACCCACAAUAACGUCAGCGACGGCGCCACUUCCCAUCAUCACUCCAUCAAUAUCUACCCUCGAUGAAUCUAGCUAGCCAAAUCUGUAAGCAAAGUUCUACAUACAAAUCUCGCAUUCGAUUCAUCAAAAUCUAGAUAUAUAUAUAAUUAAUAUAUCUCCCCUAAUCAAUCAAUUGGAUCAUUUCCAUUCUCAUUAAUCAUCAGUGUGUGCAAUUAAUUUUCAUGAGGGUUUCGUAGAGCAUGCAUUAGCAUUUAGCCAUUACUUACUUAGUUAGUUAGUUAGUUAGUUAGCUAGCAACCAUGAACAUGUAGAAAUAAUCAUCAAACAAUUUCUUAAAUCUUGCCAAAUUCAAUACUCGAUCUCUCUUGUUUAAUUUCCUGUCGAUACACAUGGUCGAUCACAAAUUAGGGUUCGUUCUUCUUCAAUAACCCUCGUUUUAGGGUUACCUUCCUAAUUCAUGAAAUGAAGGAAUCAACAUUCAAUCACCCGGCCGACGGACGGACGGCCACGAUGAGUCCUAAUCCUACGAUCCGACGGCAAAGAAGAAACCGUCUUCCUAGAAGUGCACCAUGGCAUAUCAGCAGCAUGCUAGGGUUGUGGUGCAACAGUAUGGCACUGUGAAGUUUUUUAUCUUUAUUUUCUUUUCUUUUCAUUUUCAAAGGACAGAGAUUGGUGCUCUGUUUGGAUGCACAAAAUGAGAAAUGUCGAGGCAGACCAGCAAUGAGCAAUUCAGCACAUCGAGUUGUCUUCUCCAACAGUUUGAGUUUCCAUUUCUUUAAUUCCCUUGGCCAGAGCUUUCAAUGCCCUUCCUGCUCCAAAUGGAUUAUAUAUAUUUAUAUAUAUAUCAUUUUCUUUAAUUUCUUUGCCAUAUAGAGAUUUUCUUGGGUAUGUAAUUUAGGUUUAAUGAGAAAUGUUUUUGUGCUGAAUAGAUUAAGUAAGUAACAUGAGAAUUUAUAGGUUUACGGCAUUUCUGAGCAUUAGUUA
This is a messenger RNA of Zingiber officinale, 2656 nucleotides long. RefSeq names its product BTB/POZ domain and ankyrin repeat-containing protein NPR5-like. Gene Ontology annotation, biological process: plant organ development. The record is from RefSeq and is a predicted model, not a curated record. The coding region runs from base 332 to 1738 and encodes 468 amino acids. NCBI's taxonomy places the organism in Eukaryota, Viridiplantae, Streptophyta, Magnoliopsida, Zingiberales, Zingiberaceae. Gene Ontology annotation, molecular function: protein binding. The transcript is spliced from 2 exons.